GUUCCCGGCCGGACCCGGACGCCUUGGGAAUCGGCUCCGCAUAACAUACGGUAAGUCAAUCUGACCUUUACGAGUACCGGUGGCCCUCUUGCCCCGUAUACGGGUAUCAUGCCACAGCACUGAUCCCCAUACCUUACUCGUACUCGAUUGACAGGCGCAGCCGAGCCGGAAGGGAUGGAUGGGCGGAUAACUCUUACAUUUCCAUCAUAACAACCCCUGGCCAAGCUUGGGCUGCUGUCGUGUGCUCCUUCUGACCUUCUGCUGCCAGUCCGAGCACAUAUCAUACCCCGGGUCCCUCUCCUGCUACGUCUCCCACUUCCCCCCCACCUUCUCCCCGAUUAACUGUUAUCACUACUAUUUGACUCCCUUUCAUCCCACCACCCUGCCUCAGCAGUGACACGAGCUUCACCUCCGGUGGUCUGGCUGUUUCCAACAUCAUUUGACCUCUUUGCCCUCUCCCAGCCUGUUCUUCGCGAAGGAGCCCUCACUGCCGACGCCCCCUCAACCGCAUGUAGGCCCCUUCGCCCACCAUGGCCCGUUCCAAUAUCUCCCGUCCGUCUUCAGCUUCGGCUGUGCUCGAUCGCGUUUCAGCUGUAUUCAUCGCUAUAACGAUGCUGGGUGUGGUCAUUCGCUAUUGCUGGUACGGUAAGAAUGCAAUCCCACGAACCCCCAUCACAUGAUAUCGGUCGGCAUCCCCUGAACUUGGUUUGCCUCGAUUCGGGCUCUGAUGUGUAGCUCGAACUUUGAGCCUAUAGAUGCAAAGGAUCCGUUCAAGUGCGGAGCCCUCCUCAAUGAUGGGGAGUGGCUUGAUUCGACUUUCAAUGGCACGAUCCCCAGCAACUGGCGGGUCCCGGGCUGCACGGUUCGAAAGUACGAUCCGAGGGAUAUCCGGUCCUGCCUUGCGGAACGUCGGGCUCUGUUCAUUGGGGAUAUGACCGUCCGGGAGAUAUUUUGGGCUACUGCUCGCUCCCUCGACCCGGAAGCCCGCCCACAGGCGGCUGGGGAGCAUAUCGAUAUCUCUGUUACCAAGGACGACGUCACAUUGAAAUUCAUCUGGGACCCCUAUCUCAAUUCUAGCGCUUUAGCCGCCGAGCUCGCCAGAUUCGGUGGCGGCGUGAGUUCUGGCUCUGCGGCAUUGGUUCUGAUGGGCUCGGGGUUGUGGUAUGCGAGGCACGAGAAUCUCAACGGGCUUAAGAAGUGGAAGGAUAACAUCGAUGAGGUUGUACAGUAUAUGAGGGAGGGUCGGACUAGUACGGACUUGGCAGGGUCCGAUAUUUUGUUGCUCUCCCCGGUCCUUGUCCCGCAGUACGACUGGCUCACCGAUGACCGGAGGGAAACCAUCACUCCCGAUAAAAUCGACUCCAUGAAUGCAUACUUAAAGCAGCUCUCCGCCUUCCAAGGAGUAGAUGUUUUUUGGGCAUUUGAUGAAAUGAUUAGGAAUCUCCCACAGGCUUACCAGAGCUCAGGCAUCCACAUUAAGGAAGAGGCUGCCGCCAAGCGGGCCGAAGCUCUUCUGAACUUGAGAUGCAAUGGAGAAAUCACCCGCUUCCCUUAUGAUGGGACUUGCUGUAACAAGUAUCAUCCCCCAAAUUACAUCCAAUGGCUGGCACUCGUGUUUGUUCUUGCUAUUCUUCCCGCAAUUAUAUAUGUGAGGCAUGGAGGUGUGAAAUCAAGCCCCUGGGGAGUUGCAUUUGGGUCGCUGACAAUAUCAUAGAUAACAAGGCCACACCUGCCUCCUUGAUUAGCCAAUUCAAGUGGCUUCCUUCAACUGAGAUAAUCCGUUUCUUGUUGAUAUUCGGGCUUGUUGUGAUUUAUUGCUUUUACGCAGACCGCACUCAGGUUUUUAGCAAAUCUCAGAAGCAAUUUUACAGUUCAGACAUGCUCUGGCUCUCCGUUGGGACCCUUCUCUUCGGAUUGGUGGCAAUUAGGAGGACAGCACCUGCCGCUACCUCGGAUCAGCCGUUUUUGAACCGGGAGCAGUGGUAUGAGUGGAAAGGGUUGCUCCUAGCUGCCAUGCUUGUAUGCAACUAUACUGGCGGAGUAGAGACUGUUAAGAUUAAUGCGGUUUAUCGGCUGUCGGUCACAGCGUAUCUCUUUCUGAACGGAUAUGGCUACUCCCUAUAUUUUCUCAGGAGUCAGGAUUACACGUUCAAACGAUGCAUGGCUGUCUUGAUUAGGCUCAAUCUCUUGAGCGCCAUUCUCCCGUAUAUGAUGGGGACCAACUAUGUUUUCUAUUUUCUUGCACCAUUGGCGACUUAUUGGUUCCUGAUUAUUUAUUUGACUUUGUGGAUUGGCGCAAGGCAUAACUCGAGUGUCAAAUUCUUGCUCGGGAAGAUUUUUGUUUGUGCUAUAUUUGCUAGGCUAUUACCGGGUAUACUGGAGAUCGCGUUCCCUAUUUUUGGGUCACAAUGGGAUAGCCCGGUAUGGAUGGGUUGCAUUGUCUCUGACCCGUGGAUGGUUUACGUUGGAAUGGUGGGCUCUAUCUUGUUCCUAAAAGCGAACGAAAACUCGUACACUUCUACUAGGUGGUUUCUCCUCGCUCGCCGAUAUGCGGUUGCUAUUUCAGCCCUUGCUGUACCGCUAUUUUGCUUGUUCCUGGCCUCGCUAGGGGAGGAUGACGAAUAUAGUACCUAUCACCCUUAUGUUUCAUUCAUCCCGAUACUGUCGUACCUAGCCCUCCGCAACGCCACCCCGCAGCUCCGGAACGCACAUUCAUAUACUCUCUCAUGGCUCGGGAAGUGUUCACUCGAAGCAUUCCCUCUACAAAACCAUAUCUGGAUGGCCGCGGACUCGAAAGGGCUCCUGGAACUUGGGGCCUUCGGGUCUUCCCAAAAGCUAACUGAUUUCGCUCUGGCAACUCUAUUGUUCCUAUACCUCAGCUAUUGCGCGGGGAGAGCGGCGGAGGUUUUGACCCCGUGGAUCAUGGGCAUCCAGCCCAUGGUGCGUAAAUCAGGUCUCCCGGUGACGAGUGACGAUCGGGAAGCCAAGGGAAGCGAGACACUGGACCAAAGCCAAGAUUAUGCCGACAUACAAAUGUUCCAGCUAGAAGCCACACGAAUAGAGGAAGGUGGUGCAGGAAUGAGUUCGAGCACAGGAGAAUCUCAGGAAAGCAGGUCUGGAGGAUUAUGGGCGGAUCAUAGGGUACGGGUCGUGGUGAUUGGUGCUGUCAUGUGGUUCGCAAGUCUUGUAAGUUGAGCUGCGAUUGGACAUUACACGCGAGAAGCUGAUUGAAUAUCGCACUAGACAACAUAACGAGGUAUGAAUUAGGAUAGAGGGGGUCAUUUCAUCUUUUCUAUGUCUAUUUUGUUUCUUUAUGAUAUCAUAAUUUCCUUUAGUUGACGGAUCGCACUACCGCAGACGGACCUAUAAUACUACAUAGGACGCUUUUUCCCCUUGUGUAUAUAAAAAUGGCCCCUUUUCCCGCACAUACACACUCUUGUUCCUACUUCUUUGUUAGAACAGCCUUAUAUUUUCCUGUCCAUUUCUACAGGUAUCACGUCCUCAUGGAGGCCCGCCGUCACCAUCAUCUUGGUUUCUUUUUGUCCGGCCGUUUUUGACGGGGAUAAGUGUAUAAACUAUUAUCGUGCGAUCGUACAUAAAAAAGAAGGGUCCAAAACAUAUCUUGUGGCGGAGGAGAUAACUACCAUGGGACGUGUCUACUUCGUCAUUGUGAUUUUGAUGGCACAAGAGCACUAGCCCGAGAACUUGUACAUGGUAAUUUUUUAACAUGCUCCCGUCCUUUCGGCAAUCAAGCCGUCGUCUCCCCUCGUGCAGUUGUGCUUGCGCAAAAGCUCACCAUCGUUGCAUGAUCAACAGUUAAGUUAUGGUCUAUCAACCAAGCGUAAGCAUCAAAUAUUCACGGUGAUCGUAAACCACC
This is a messenger RNA of Tuber aestivum (summer truffle), 3877 nucleotides long. NCBI's taxonomy places the organism in Eukaryota, Fungi, Ascomycota, Pezizomycetes, Pezizales, Tuberaceae. The record is from the annotation of a GenBank genome assembly.